Messenger RNA from Dothidotthia symphoricarpi CBS 119687, 2438 nucleotides. RefSeq names its product ENTH-domain-containing protein. Gene Ontology annotation, molecular function: clathrin binding; phospholipid binding. The record is from RefSeq and is a predicted model, not a curated record. Gene Ontology annotation, biological process: actin filament organization; endocytosis. NCBI's taxonomy places the organism in Eukaryota, Fungi, Ascomycota, Dothideomycetes, Pleosporales, Dothidotthiaceae. The transcript is spliced from 5 exons. Gene Ontology annotation, cellular component: clathrin vesicle coat; endosome; plasma membrane. Bases 364 to 2184 code for a protein of 606 amino acids.
CUUCAACUCUCACUCUCCCACACAUCCGGAGCUAGCCACAUCACCGCUGUCCAUCUACGCGUCUCUGUGCUCCUCGAAAAGCCAGCAAUCCUAUCUAUAAUCUUCGCCUGGGCCGUUUGCGCUCCAUCACCACCGCCGUUUGCUUCAUUCGAGUCGACGACACAACUCGUCUCAACAGGGAGCUCUUGCAUGCUAGCACCCUCGACCUGCCAUUUAAGCGCAACCUUCACUGCAAGUUCGCGUCGACUGCCGCGCGCACCUCUGGCUCGUUCGCCCACCGCUACUUCCGACUCUUUACGCGGUCAGCCCAACAACUAGCUUCCUUCACCUACACGCAAUCGACCACAUCAGAGCGCCGCAAUCAUGUCCAAGGUUGUCAGAAGCGUGAAGAACGUGACCAAGGGCUACUCGGCCGUCGAAGUCAAGGUCCGAAAUGCAACCAGCAAUGACCCCUGGGGUCCGGUGGGAUCCGACAUGGCGGAGAUUGCUCAGAUCACCUUCAACAACUCGACCGACUUCUACCAGGUUAUGGACAUGCUUGACAAGCGACUCAACGAUAAGGGCAAGAACUGGCGCCACGUACUCAAGUCGCUUAAAGUUCUCGACUACUGCUUGCACGAGGGCUCAGAGCUGGUUGUGACGUGGGCGCGCAAGAACAUCUACAUUAUCAAGACAUUGCGAGAGUUUCAGUACAUCGACGAGGAUGGCCACGAUGUCGGCCAGAACGUGCGAAUGGCCGCUAAGGAAUUGACCACUUUGAUCAUGGACGAGGAUCGCCUGCGCGCCGAGCGAGCCGACAGAAAAUCGUGGAAGUCGCGUGUGACGGGCAUCGAGGAGUAUCCUGGCAACAACCGAGCAAUCAUUGGAGAAGGAUCGCAGCAAAGGCGUCCGCGAGAUCGGGAGCAGGGUCGCCCACGCAGAACCGACGAGGAGGAGUUCGAGAUGCGAUUGGCGCUUGAGGCGAGCAAGAACGAGGCAGAGGCGGAAAAGCAGCGCCGGGCAAAAAGCAGCACGGUUACUGACGACGACGAAGACCUCGCAAAGGCCAUCAAGCUGAGCAAGGAAGAGGAGGAACUGCGCCGGAAAGAGCUGGAGCAGACCAAUGCGGACCUUCUUUUUGGCGAUGCUCCCGCUCAACCAACCUCGUACCAGCCCACGGGCAACAACCAGGGCUACCAACAGCAAGGCCAAGUCGAUUGGUUCGGAAAUCUUGUGGACCAAAAUCAACAACAGCCGCAGAGCACUGGCUUUCUCAACAACGCGUAUUCUCAGCCAACUGGUAUGCAAGCACAGCAGACGGGCUUUCAGAAUGGAUACGGCGGUUACAACGGCCUUCAAGCGCAGCAGCAGCAGCCACAGCCUACCGGAUUCGACCAGUUCGGCAAUCAGCAGGCGCAGUACAUGCAGCCCCAGCAGACGUCUUUUAACAUGAACAACCCGUAUGGUCAGUUCGGCGGUGGCUUUGGCGACAUGGGGCAGCAGCAGCAGCAACAACAACAGCAACUACAACAGCAACAGCAGCAACCGCUGCAAGAACAGAGUACGCUUCAGCCGGGCAGCCAUAACCCAUGGGCAUCCAAGUCGCAAGAUCCUCUAAUGCCUCAGCCCACUGGCUCCAACAACCCCUUCGCCUCAGGCUUCAAUCGGCCACAGACUGCGCAGGCGCAAAGAGUGCCUACUCUCAACACCCUGCAUGAGCAACAGAGCCAGGCACCAUACAACAACACUCCGUUCAGCGCUUCAACAUCGUUCUUGGCACCACAGCAGCAGGCACAGCCAGUGCAACAAGCACAGCCAAUGCAGCAAGCACAGCCGACACAACCGCAGAAGGAAAUGGACCCGCAUGCUGCAAGACUCAAUGCCCUUCUCGCAUCAGGAGAGGGCCAGGAUACAUUUGGUAACGUUGGAAACCUUCGUAUACCAUCUCAGCACACGGCACCCGGAACGUUUGUCAACUCUGCUGGUGCGGGCCUGAACCGCGUCAACGCCAACGCAACCGGAAACAAUCCCUUCCUCAACUCCCAGUUUACCGGUAUGCCACAGCAAAACCGCCUUAUGCCCGCUCAAACUGGCCCAGCAGGCAACUUUGGGGCCAAUCCAUAUGGUGGGGUGAGCGCAAACCCCUUUGGCGCUCCUCCACAGGGGACUCGACAGGCAGGUGGCAACAACCUGAUAGACUUAUGAGUGUCACGUAGCUGGAGAGAAAGGAUGUGAUGUUCGCGUUCCCCUGAUCUGACAUUUCGCAUGCGUUCCUUUAGUUAAUCACGUUUGCGGAUUCACAGAGUGGGAUGCUCAAAAGCUUCAUGGGUGGGAGACGAUGAAUGGGUGGCAAGAUUUGGAGAACCCGGCGAGGCUUCUUUUUUGAUUUGGUGAUUUGGUGGAUAGCGUAUGAUUCCCUUCAUAGGCAGAGAGCAAUUUUAUAUUCUUGGUCAGCUCGA